Molecule: messenger RNA, 582 nt
Organism: Kuraishia capsulata CBS 1993
Lineage: Eukaryota; Fungi; Ascomycota; Pichiomycetes; Pichiales; Pichiaceae
Exons: 1
Coding region: 1-582 (193 amino acids)
Source: RefSeq, a predicted model, not a curated record
AUGGAGUCUUCUCAUGAAUCAAUUAUUCUCCAACACCCCUAUGCGGCGCAACUCAUGGAUGCUGCAUCAGGUUUUCAUCGAGUUGGAUCAAAACUUCACACCGAAGAGCACAAAAACGCUGCACUUUUGACAGGGGCAACUUUGUCCGGUCCUGGAAUGAUAGGAGAAGCCCCUGUGGUUUUUUCGCAAUAUGAAGGAGAUCCGCGUGCUCCUGAUAUGGAUCAUAAUGAACUGGUAUGUUUCUACCAUCUGGGAUCGCGUCUGUGUGGUCAUCCAGGGUUAAUCCACGGAGGACUGUUAGCAACAUUAUUAGACGAAUCACUUUGUCGAUGCGCGUUCCCUCUCUUUGCAAGCGGACUCGGCGUGACGGCACGGUUGGAACUGGAUUAUCUUCGUCCGACACCUGCGGACGGUUACGUUGUUCUGAAGGCUCAGGUUUUGAGCAAGCAAGGGCGUAAAAUACGUGUUAAAGGAGUCAUUGAAUCAUUUGAAGGUGAGGAACUUGUUCAGGCUACCAUUUUGGUAGUUGAACCAAGAUGGGCGGGAACACUUGCUUCACAAGAUCCCAAGACGACGACGUAG